Messenger RNA from Hirsutella rhossiliensis, 1080 nucleotides. Its product is annotated as methyltransferase domain-containing protein. The coding region runs from base 1 to 1080 and encodes 359 amino acids. Lineage: Eukaryota; Fungi; Ascomycota; Sordariomycetes; Hypocreales; Ophiocordycipitaceae. The transcript has 5 exons. The record is from RefSeq and is a predicted model, not a curated record. Gene Ontology annotation, molecular function: methyltransferase activity.
AUGUCGCCGCCUUCUCCCCCCCGCUGCGCGUGUCCCGAGGCCAAAGACGAUAGACCGGCCGACAAAGACGCUGCGCCGCCGGCGGUUCCGUCCUCGCCGACGAUAGAAACGAGAGCGCCGGCCAUCGAUGUGGCGACGCAGCCCGGGGACGAAGACGAGUUCGACAUAGACGACGAGCCCUUUGGCGGCGACGGCGUCACCAGCCUCACGUCGAGCGUCUACGCCUGCACCUUCGAGCGCGGCAGACGCUACCACUGCUUCAAGAACGCGCGCUAUCCAAUCCCAAACGACGACAUCGAAAAGGACCGCGAGGACCUCAAGCACGCCAUGCUCAUGGAGCUGACCGACGGCGUCCUCUUCUACUCGCCCGUCACGAACCCGCAGCACAUCAUCGACUGCGGCACGGGCACUGGCAUCUGGGCGAUUGAAGUCGCCGAUCGCUUUCCGAGCGCACACGUUCUCGGCAUCGACCUGACGCCCAUCCAGCCGCUCUGGGUACCGCCCAAUGUCGAGUUUCUCGUCGACGACUGCUACCAAGAUUGGCUUUCCGACGAGACCGCCGACCUUGUUCACUUCCGCUUCAUGGCCAUUGUCCUCCGAGAUAUUCCGUGCGUUCUGGCUCACGCCUACAAAAGCCUACGGCCUGGUGGAUGGAUCGAGUUUCAGGAGCUACAAGGUUUGCCGUACUGCGACGAUGGAACCAUGAGUGACGAUGACUCGUUCAAGCGGCUGUAUGAAAUAGCCAGGGAAGCCUACUCCAAGUUUGGCAUGAGCACGACAAUCGCAGCAGAGCUCGAGCCUUACCUGCGCGACGCUGGCUUCACCAAUAUCCACUGCAGAGUGCUGAAAGUUCCCAUCGGCGUCUGGGCCAGGGACGAAACGAUGCGGCUCAUCGGCCUUUACCAGAAGACGGCCGUCGUCGAGUUCAUCUCCACAUUCGCCGGCCGCCCGUUCGAGGCCUUGGGGAUACCGGCGGCCGAGAUUCAGUUGACGCUGGCAAUGGCACGAAAGGCACUCGAGGAUACCAGCGUCCACCGCCUGUCUCCGACUCUUGUGGUUGAGGGAGCAGACCCUGAGUAG